Cyanistes caeruleus (blue tit) is the source of this 6570-nucleotide messenger RNA. The record is from RefSeq and is a predicted model, not a curated record. NCBI's taxonomy places the organism in Eukaryota, Metazoa, Chordata, Aves, Passeriformes, Paridae.
AAAAUUACCCAAGAAAACAGCCAGACGAUACCCAGCAUAUGAGCUGUAUCUCUAUGGGGAAGGGAACUAUGCUGAAGAAAACAAAAAUCUCCUAUUGACAGGAAUUCCAGUUCUCUUUCUUCCUGGGAAUGCUGGCAGUUAUAAACAAGUACGUUCCCUUGGCUCUAUUGCACUUAGAAAAGCAGAAGAUGUUGACUUCAAGUAUCAUUUUAAUUUCUUCAGUGUCAACUUUAAUGAGGAGUUGGUUGCAUUGUAUGGUGGUAGCCUGCAACGACAGACCAAGUUUGUGCAUGAGUGCAUAAAAGUAAUUCUGAAGUUGUACAGGGAUCGAGAAUUUGCACCGAGCAGUGUAGCAAUAGUUGGGCAUUCCAUGGGUGGUCUUGUUGCAAGAGCAUUGCUCACUCUGAAGAAUUUUAAGCCUGAACUUAUAAACCUGCUCAUUACACAAGCCACACCUCACGUUGCACCUGUAAUGCCUUUAGACAAGUAUCUUACCGAUUUUUAUACAGCUGUAAACAAUCAUUGGAUUCUAAAGGCCCAAGAUUUAAGAAAUUUAACUACCCUUUCUGUGGCGGGAGGAUUCAGAGAUUACCAAGUUCGUUCAGGACUGGCUUUUCUACCAAGAUUGAGUCAACAUGACAGUGCCUUAUCUGUUGUGAGCUCAGCUGUGCCUAGAGCUUGGGCCUCAACUGACCAUCUCUCCAUAGUGUGGUGCAAAGAACUGAUCCUGGCUACCAUUAGAGCUUUCUUUGAUCUCAUAGAUGAAAACACAAGGCAGAUAACUGAGGACCCAAAGAAGAGAAUGUCUGUACUGAAUCACCACUUUGUGAGACACCCUGCAAAGAUGUUUGAGGAAAAUCCUGAAGCUUUUACAAACCUCACAGGAGCUUUCAUGUGGAUUACAGUCAAAGGCUCAAAAUGGACUUAUUCAGUUUACAAUGAUUCUGAUGGAAAAUAUUUCUCAUUUCCUCUUGAAAGCCACAGAAAAUCAUACAGUCAUGUUUACUGUGAAAAUAGUAUGUUGGACACAAGUAGCUGGAUUUUUGGCUGCAUGAACACUAAUUCAUCAAUGUGCCUGGAAGCUGCUGAUUUAUCCUGGAGAGCUGAGUUACUUCCAACCACCAAGGUUGUAAUGCUGAAACUUGUGGACUAUCCUUCUUUGUCCCACAUUGUCAUUCAGGUGCCACCUGCAGUUGGCAAUAAGUAUACUUUGGGCUGUGAAUUCUUCAAAGAGGAUUCCAGAACAGUACAGCUCCCUGUAACACAUCUUUUUUCAUUUGGGCUUUCUUCAAACAAAAUUCUAUUAAAUUCAACUGGAUUGCUUUACAAUGUCCAGCUCCAGCACUUCAACCAAAUAUAUCAAGCUUUCAAAAUUUAUAUAGACAGCCAUUGCCAGUCACUCAGAGAAAGAAAACCUAGUGUUUACAGACUUCAUAUCCCCUGGUCAUAUGAAGACUCAAUAACUGUAGCAAAAGUUCCAUCUCUUGCUGAGAUUUCUGCCAGACUUCACAUUGCUCAGCCUCCCAAUGACAGCAGCAUGCCAGAGUUAAACAUCUACUCUUCCCCAGACUGUCAGUAUGAAGUAAUUCUGAAGACUUCACUUCUACAGGUUCUUGGACAGAUAGUAAGGUUCCAUGCUGGUGCUUUUCCAGUCUAUAUUGUUUCUAAUAUUCUUCUUACUUAUGGAGGACAACUGAGCACAUUGAGAUCAACAGGCCAGUGUUCAGACUUCUCCCUCGAACUAGUUAGGACAGCAAAGCCCUACAAAGUAGAACCUCUUAUAAGCAUUGUUGUGUUUCUGCAGGGGUUUAACUGGUUUAGAGAGAUAUGGGAAUCACUGUCACUACCAGAGGUGGAUGCUGCUGUACUGAGUAGUCAGGAUGCAUGGUUCCCCCUUGUGUCCCUGAUUCUAUUUCUUUUUGGGACAGGCAUUGCCUACUGGAGUGGAAUAUUUUUCUCUACAUCUCUGAGACUCUUCUCUUCAUUAUGGUUAAUUCUGAUUAGACCUACUGAACUUCAAAAAGAUAAGUUGAUUACACCUAGAAGGCUCUGUGGGAUGGUAUCUCUUGCUUUGGUUAGCUGGACCACUUGUGGUGCAUUUGCUGUACUCAUUAUUUAUCUUCAAUACUUGUUCAAGGUUGUAAAACUGCACGUGACUGUAAGAGCAGAGCAAAACAUGCACAACAGGGAUUCAGGCCACUCAAAAGAAACUUCACAGAACUCCAGUACACACACAGUCAAAGCCCAGAGUUCGGUGGACAGCAUUCCAGAAGCAACACAGUCUCCUUCCAACAGUAGAACACUUGCUGAAGCUGUUAACAGUCUUAAGAUGCACAUUACAAUCCUUAAUUUAUUCACGUGGAUUGUGCUGCUCAACUUGCCAUCUUUAAUUUAUUGGUUAAAAAAUCUCAGGUACAAUAUUAGACUUGAUCCUGAUCCCUGUAGAUCCACAGCUGUUAUUCUCAUAUGCAUUUUAGAAAUUCUGAUGAAUUCAAGUACUUCUGAAGUGAAAUCAAGUAAACUCUUGAAGAUUGCAGCCAAAGUUCCACUCCCUUUGUCUGUUGCAAUGCUGGCCUUUGGACGAAUGCAUUUAUACAGAGUCCCACACUUUGUAACCUUCUCUCUUCUUCUACAUGUGCUGUGCUGUUUUGUGUAAUGUUCAUUCUGUAUAGGACAUAUAUAGGACAAUGCACCCUAGAAACUUAACACUGGAGAUGGGAAAAAUUGCAACACAGAAAUGCCUAAAUUAAUAUGAUCAGUAGUUUACAUUAUGUGGGAAAGAGGACAGAACUGUGAAUACUUCACAAAAAAAUAAUGGUUUUAUUCAUGUUGCUUAGAAAACUUUUCCUGGUGUUUAUUUCGUGUUUCUGAAAAUGGAGUGAUUUAACUAUGUAUAAGCACAUGACUCAUAUCAGUGCAACAUCUCAAUACUCUGCCUUGUAGACACUUUGGUAUUUCGCUAUACUGCUUUGUGAAAACAGACCUUUUCUACUCACUGUGCCAUGCAGUGUCUGUGUUCGGAACUUGCAUCUCUUGCAGGUCUAAAAUAUGCUGGUUAAAACUCAAUACAUUUCAAGCACACUGUGACUAUCACAAAAACCACACAGCCAAGUAUACUUUGAAUUAUUUUAUGUUAUAUUCAAAAGCUGCCAUAUUUGUGUCUAGACAAACUAGAAUGUACUGCUUAUAUAGAACUGUUAUUUCUAUCAAAUCAUUUGUUCAAACAGUGUGAGUUGAACAUUUAUGAGAUUAUUGCAAGUCUUACACAUUUUACUUUUUGUGAGAGUGAGAAAAACAACACUAUUCUAUGUAGCUUUCUAUUCAGGAAGGAUACCAGCAGAUUCAUAAACAGUUUGCUGUAAUGUUGUUUUAAAACAUUGUCAGUUUUCUCUGGAAUUUUGAAAUUAAUCCUUGGACUUUGUCCAUAUGUAGAAGCUAGAAAACAUUGAGAUAUGGUAUGAGUAAACAGUGCAGUUGCUGCACUCUUGCUAAGUAGACAAGGCAUGUUUUUUUAUUGUUGUAAACAGAGAAUCAACCAUCUCCUAAUAAAUUCCAAUACAUAAAAUGAAUAUGUAAUAGUUACAACCCUGCAAACUCCUGUCCUGCCGUAAAGUGCUAACUUCUGCAUGUGGACAAAUGCAGUAACAGUGGGAAAUACUGACCAUAAUUAUUAGCUCUGUAUAAAUUUUAUCUUAGUGCCUAGAUGCUACAGUGACUGCCAUUUAUAAUAAAGCCUACAAUAGCUAUGUGUAAGGAAUUCUGUCCCCCUAUGUUUUGCCAACAGAAGAAAUCUCAGCAGUCCUUAGGUUUAAAUGAUGUAUUGAUUCUGUGUAGAGAUGAGCUUUACUACUUGCUUCUGUGUUAGCUGUCUCUGCUGUGUCUGAGAUACCUGUUACCUUCAUCUGGAAAUACUAGACCAGCUCAAUCAUCUUAUAGGAAUACCAAGAGGAAAUCUGCUGCUCACAGUCAAUCAAGUAUACUCUUGAUAGUACAGCCAGCCUGACCCAUUAAUUCCAUCAUAUCCUAAUAAUCUUGCCUAAAGUGCCUCAGUUAUUUCUAACGUGUUGUUAGGGUAAAUUCCUUUGAGCUGGCUGGAAAGACUCAAUUCACACAGUGACUUUCCAAAAUGAAGGACAAACAUGAAGAAAGCCACGUGUGUUUUGUUUGCUUAUAUCCAAGUCAGCAGUUCAAGUUAUUAGUAAUUCAUUAAAAGUGCUGUAACUGAGUAAGGGUAUUGUAGUUAGCCAAAUCACUGUCACUGUUAUCAGUAAUCUAUGUGCUGGUACUCUAGUCUUAACCUUUUUAAAAAAGAAGGUUAGAUUAUAUAUAGUGUUUGUAAAUCAGAAACAUUAUUUGAAUAGAUUAUAUCUUGAUAUUUUCUAAUCAAAUGUAUGCUACAGUGUAUGUAUAUAAGAUAAUUUGUGUGAUGUAAUAUACUUGUAGCUAAAUGUACCAGUUGGUUUAACUAGAAAUUGCUGUUCAGACAUAGAAGACUAGAAUUGUACUUGCAAAUGGCUGUGAAUGAAAGAUUGUGGCAGAACUGCAUUAGGGCUGGCAAAGGGCUGUGAAAAGUGCAGGGUCUGAUUUCUGUGGAAGAUAGUUUUCCUUGACUUUCAUGGUCUGUUUGGCUUACUACUCCAUUUUACUUCUGGUUUUGUUUUGCCCCCUUAACAGUUUCUUUCUGCAGGAAUUCGUUUGUUUGAACUAUUGGAAAUUAAAUAGAUUCAAUAUUUAGUAUCUUUGAUCACUUUCCAAAUAGGCCAUAAAGUGAAAUCUACUGAAUUACAGAAGCAUAGGAUAACACCAAUUUUUAUUUUUUUCUUUUAUUUAAUGAUUUUUUUUUUAGCUGGAGUUCUGUUGUUGAUUGUUAGCACUCUUCAUAAAGUGGGUUCCGGUAUCUUGUGUAUAUUCCUGCCUGAUUUUCAAGUUGGAGGUAGGAAUAGGUAUAGUCCUGAGUCUGGGAUCUCAGCUGACAGAAGUUUUUCACAUCUCCCUCAACACUCCCUUUUCUCAGAGAUGGUUUACCUUUACUGGGGAAGGGAGGGGAAGUCUUACUCCUGUUUUGAAUUUAAAUGCACUGUGUGCCAUUUAAUAGAUUUAAACUGUCAUCAGGGGUGUGUGUUCAGAUUGUGCAGUGAUCAUGGACUGGACAAAUUCAGCUGUUUGGCAGAUUAGGAGUCUAAUCCCAAUUAGAUUUGCCAUAUAGUCAAUGGAUGGUAAUAGGAUUAGAAAAAGAAUUCAUCCCAUUCUAAGAAACUGUCUGAGAUUGUUUUUCAGGUGAAAUACAAUGAUUGUUUGUUGGACAAGAAGCUUCUGUUAGGUGAAUCUGUAGUUCUGCCACUGUUCACAGUUAUCCUUUCAGCAGAAACAUAGGAUAACCCUAUAUAUAUAUACAGUUAAUUGCAUAUAUAAAAAGAUGUAAAUAUUACUGAAAUAUCCUUUAUUAUGAGUGGGCUGUAUUUAUAAAACAGCUUUUGGCAAGUACAUUAUAAUGUCUCUUACUACCUUUAAUUACAUUAAAAUUCCACUUUAUUCUUCAAAUUUUAGAUUAGCUAGACUAUGUGGGAGGAGAUCAAGGCACAAAUUUUAAAGGUUUAGACCUCAGGAUGCAUUCAAAAUAAGAACUAUUUAUGUGACUCUAAUAAUUUUUUUUUUUAAUAAGCUAUCAGAAACAAAAUGAGGAAACAGGGUAAGAACUUAAAAUACUAAAUGCCACUAACUUUUGGUACAGCAGAAUCUUUCUUUGACAGGGAGGGAUUUAAUGAAAAUCUUUUAGUGAUAGCUUCAUGCCUUGAAAUUACUCUUGAAGUCUGUAAUCUUUUCUGCUUGAUGUCAUCAAACGUGUUCCUCACAGUCUCAUCGUGCUCCAAUGACACAUGUAGCUAAUGCUUCAUAGAAAGUCUCCAUGUGUCUGAUAAGUAAAAACUCAUAUCUUCACUGGAAUUACCAAAUGGACCUUGGAACUGAGAGAAUUAAUAUUGUCCUAAGCUAAUCCUUUUAGUUGUGAUUUAAAAGUUGGUUGCAGUGGGUCACAUUUCAGCAUCCCAUUGAAAGAGAAUUGGUUUGGGGGGUUUUGGUGGGAGGUUUCUUUGUAUGGUUUAUUUCCAAGAAACCUGCAGUAACUGGAAUUUAAGUUAAUAUUAUUUCUGACAUUCAGAGUUCUGCCCUAAUUUUGAUUUUGAGUGAGCUAAGUAAUGUAGCAAAUGACUUAAUAUUAAUUUGCUAUGUUUCAAAACAAAUAGAUGAAUAAUGACAAAACCCUAAGCAGUACAUUAGUAAUACGUUGGAGAAAGCAUAGAGACUGCUGGUAUGUCUAAGUGAAUUUUUCAUCUAUAACCUAAUUGGGCUAACUUUAAAGUCAGUGAUUAGUAAAAUAAAAUGUAUUGACAUUUAACCUCAGAAGCAUUCCAUAUGUCAGUGUUUGUUACAUCUCAUUUUCCAUGUGUUUCCAGUAACAAGUGAUGAACUCACUUGGUGUUUUUUUGAAAUCUGAUAAAUCUGAUACGUCUGACGGCACAGAAUAAAGUCCAUUAUGUAGCCAUUAAUAAAUCUAAACAUUUGAGAAAUUUU